Molecule: messenger RNA, 2721 nt
Organism: Epinephelus lanceolatus (giant grouper)
Lineage: Eukaryota; Metazoa; Chordata; Actinopteri; Perciformes; Serranidae
Gene: arpp21
Product: cAMP-regulated phosphoprotein, 21
Molecular function (GO): nucleic acid binding
Source: RefSeq, a predicted model, not a curated record
CAGAGCUGUCGGUUCUCCUCCCCGCUCCUCCUCCCCCCUGUGCUCCCCCUGCUCCGACAGAGACAGGCAAAAGGCGAAGGAGGAGCAACGGACCUCACAGUCAACAGACACCGGGUGUACAGCCGUCGGUCGGUCGGUCGGUAGGUAAGCUACACCGGCAGAAGCCCACACGGAGGAGGGAAGACGUCAACUAACGUAAAGAGCCGGCAGAGAGAGGAACAGUAGAGAAGGCGAGCACGGGUGGAGGGGAUAAUUGCGUUUCUUGCUGCCCUGUGGGAACAUGGGAUAUAUGACCUCAUCAUUCACCUGUGAGGCUCUCCAGUAAACAACUCCAAAUAGAAGGAUGACCGAAGCAGCUGUGGAGAGUACAGAUGUCCUCCUAAAACCCUGUGUUGUGACAUCAUGUGAUGUCAUGAGCUGCCCCUCCCCGCCGCCAUGUCCUCCCUCUUGCAAACAGAAGGAGGACCAAGACUGCCAACAUGACAAUAAGAAGCUGGAGCAGCAGAAAAGCUGUAACCAGGUGCAACCAAAGAAAACAGUUAAGGCCAAAGGAAAGUUAGUGCGGAGUAUUGCUGUCUGCGAGGAGUUCUCACCAUUUGAAGCAACCCAGGCAUCUCCAGACGCAAACAUCUCAUCUAGCUGCCAUGACAACGAGAGAACUCCCUGUAAAGAGGAAGACCAGGAGAACAGCGCCGAUCCAAAGAAACAUUCACUGUCCAAAGAGCCCAGCGUGGAGUACACCGACUCCACCGGCAUAGACCUGCACCAGUUUAUCGUCAACACCCUCAACAGCAACCCCAGAGACCGCAUGAUGCUGCUUAAACUGGAGCAGGACAUGACUGACUUUAUCAUCAGCAAUAGUCCCUUUAAGAAGUUCCCUCACAUGUCGUCCUACCACCGUAUGCUGGUCCAUCGGGUAGCGGCCUACUUUGGCAUGGAGCACAAUGUAGACCAGACAGGCAAGGCUGUCAUCAUCAACAGGACCAGCAGCACACGCAUACCAGAGCAGCGCUUUCUGGACCAGGUGCAUAAGGACAAGGCAGAAGAGCUCCACCAGUGGAAAAUUAUUCUGAAGAGAGACAACAGCUCAGAUGACCAGACCCGACUUCACCCCUUACGGGAGAAGCAAAGCAAGUCGAUGGAGGAGAGAGAGGAGGAGUACCAACGAGUACGAGAUCGAAUCUUUAGCCAAGAGGCAUCCUGCACCCAGGAGAAUGCUCAUACAGAAACCAGGGCUGCGGAGGAGAACAAUCCAUAUGCUGAGACCCAGAGGAGAAGGCAGCUCUUCAGGGGGAGCCGUGACAGCUCAGGCUCCAGCUGGACAGGCAGCAGCAGGCAGAGCAGCACUGAGACUGACUGUCGCUACAGCAACGACCCCCGACCUUGGAGCAGCACAGACUCUGAUUCCUCCUACCAAUGGACGAGUCCUGCCUCAAAGCCCUGCCAAGCUGCCAACCACAGCUGGGACACACGCGGUUCAGGCUCCAUCCCUCUUUACAGACUGACAUCCACAGAUGAGCCCGCUCCCAGCUCUGCUUACAUCGUGGAGAACGGGAUCCCACCGGGAAGCAUACUAGUGAACCCUCAUACUGGGCAGCCUUUCCUGAACCCUGAUGGAUCCCCUGCUGUGUACAACCCUCCGGACAGCCAGCAGCCAAUCAGGAGUCAGACUCAACUUCAAGGCUCCCCCUCUCAGCAGGUGGUUCAGUACUCAUCUGUCUCGUACACAGCGCCACAGAUGUUGCCUGUCACUCCCUCACAUCCAUACGCCGCAAUUGAAGAGCUCUCCUCGCAGUUUGCUCAAGUGAGCUGUCAAUCGACGUGUGAAGUCCCCCCUCUUUACCCGCCCGGUCAGGGUUACAUCUAUGCAGCCCCUCCCCCUCCCAAUCCCCCAAGCUACUGCCAGCCCUCACCUCAGUUGCCUGUGUAUUACUACGGCCAGUAUCCUACCUCAGCUCAGCAGCCGUGCAGGCCUGUCUCACCCAGCCAGCACAUCCACAGCCAAGCAGCACAGCCAGCAGCAGGUUACGCCCCUGCUGUGGGGGUGCAGCAGUCUUCACACACCCAGGCCCAGGCUGUGCUGGGGACCUACUCACCAAUGGCCUCUCAUCAGCAUCGUAGCAUGGUUCAGGGAGGUGUUUCACUGUCCUAUCCCCAAAGUAACGUUGUUGCUGGGGAGGCGGGUUACUGCUGCGUGGUGCCCUCACCCUCCCACCACGGCAGCUGCCAUCCUCCCAGCUGCACCAACCUCAGGGCCCCGGCCUGGAGCGCACAGUAUUGAUGAUGCCUCGACGGAUGGAGCGACAAUGCUCGAGUUCCUGCGUUAACUCACAUGCACACACACACACACACACUCUUAACACAAACACCUUUUUUUCACACUCCCCUCACCUACACCCGCCUUCCUCUUGGCGAUGCCCACAGGGUACGCUGUUCACACUCAUAACAAGCAUGCGCACGCACACACACACACACACACACACACACACACACACACACAACAUACACCCACUCACAUACAGAAAUGUUCAACUGUUAGAAAUGUUCCACUGUACCAAAGCUUAAUAGUAUAUAUCAGAGCUGCUUUAUUGAAUGCAUAAUUUAUAUACACAAAUGGAGUUUUAUAUUGAUAUUAAAUUAUAUAUUGUGUUCCAAGGAAAUGCACUGUGUGAAUAGAAUAAAGUGCUGUGGCUGGAUUGACGAUGUCACAUUUCUAUAUCA